UUUACAUUCUAGAGUUUAGAAAGGCAUUCAAAUUCUCGGGUAUAUCUCUACGCGGGGUUGAGUUGUUCGUUCAUUUCUGUUCGUUAUUUCUAAAUUUACAUAGGUGAAAGCGCAAGCUCCCCACUUGCAAAAUUUAAUAUAAAAAUCAAAGCCAACGAUAGUGUAAACAGUCAUAAAAUAAUGAUAUUACCAAGCAAUAAAAAUCAGUGCGGGAGAAUUUUACUAGAAGUGGAACUUUUGAGUCAUCCCGACAUGGAAUUAUCAGUUUAAGCUCUCCGAUAAGCCUGUACAUCCAUAUGAUGGUGAUAUAAACGAAUUUAGUUAACGCGUUUACGCAUAUAAUUACAUAGUUGAUAUUUCGCGUAUUGUUACCUUUGUCACGUUCCAACAAUUGUAAAAAUGCCAUAAUUGUUUGGGUAUAGUGAAUGAAAAUGAGUGUUGACGGAGUUAGCCCGAGGAUAUACGCCGAUUUAUCUGUGUUCAACGCAACCGGGUUAAAAGGCGCAGAAGUGGAAUUGGAAUUGCAUGAGAUUCUUAUGCCUAUUCUUGGAAUGCUGAUAAUAAUUAUAAAUUUGAUUGUACUUGUGUCGAGCGGAUUAUUCUUACACAGAGGUCAGCAACCGCGGACUACAUAUUUGUUUUUAGGAAAUAUCGCGUUGGCAGACGUUGUUAUUGGAAUAUCCUUACUUUUUGGACAAUGGUAUCCGCGGAAAUAUCGCACCGAUAUGGUCUGCGCAAUCGAGAUUGGAAUGCUGGUUUCAGCGAAUCUUACCUCAGUGUACAGUAUUGGACUGAUAGCAAUUGACCGAUUUUUAUACAUUUUAUCUGGGCUUAGAUAUCAAAAAUAUAUUUAUCCCACUCGAGCAAGGAUCAUGAUUUUUGUCGCCUGGGCCACAGGCAUCCUUGUUGGCUUCAUUCCGGCAAUGGGCUACCGAAGCGACACAGACAAUGGAAAAAUGUGCUGGUUUAUUUUAAUAGAACCGCCACCUCUGAUAUUGAUGACCACCACGUUUGGGUCGGUUCCAUUAAUACUAACCGUCAUCCUAUAUAGUAUUAUCCUAUACCACGCACUAAAGAAAACCGCCCAAUUGAAAUCAGCAGCCCAUAACGUUCACGGUACGAGUUCCGGAAACUUAAGGAUCUUUCGUGGCGGUAUACACUCAAGCACACCAUCAGAACGGAGCAGCCAUGAGGCAGCGCCGAUAGCUACUCAAACACCGAUGUCAGAAUCUGAAGAUAGUGGAUGUUGCGUCAUGUGUAGAAGGAACCGAACACAGAGGCCCACGCCUCCCAUUUACAAUCCUAGUAAAUGGAAAGCCAUAAAAAUUGUGCUUUUCACAACUGGAGCAUUCUCAGUUACUUGGCUCCCAUACUUCAUAGCCUCAGCAAUCUACGCGUUCUCGACAUCACCGAAAAAUUCGAAGUUUAGGGAACAAUUGCAGAUUGCAAUAGCAAGUCCUCUUGCAAUUCUUGGCGUGACGAACAGCCUACUAAACCCCAUAGUAUAUGCUUGGUGGCAUCCGGGAUUCCGGAAUUCAUUCAAAAAACUUUGGAGGAAAUGCCGUGGACAAAGUUACAGUCCAAGGAAUAGUCGCAGUCCAAGUAAUUCUCGUGGUCAUGCUCACCAACGGAUACAUAUUCGGGAUAGUGAAGAACCAAAUCCCCCAGAAGCAACUCCAAUCAUGAACUCCCGACCGCCUAGCCGAACACAUAGCAAUGGACGCAGUAGUGGAAUUGGUAGACAGACAAGGCAGAAGGUUGAUCCCACUAUCGCUCGAGUAAUGGAAACCGAAAGCUGAUUUUUCGAUUUUACGUUUUUCUAUUAUGUGUAUCUCUUUCUACCUCUGGAUUAUCGGAAGAUACUUUUUUAUUAGAGAACCUACAAGAAAAUUGUUUAAUAAAGAGUGACGCAUGUUAUAUGCAAAUUAACUUUGUUGGGAAAGUUAAAGAGUUUAGCGUACAUAACACGUAUGGAAUGCCAUGACAUUGAGGCCAAUAAAAAUGUCCCAAAGAAACUGUCCAAUUUUAAUACUAAAUUUCGAAAUAAAUCUUACAUUUAAAGAUAUU
This is a messenger RNA of Hermetia illucens (black soldier fly), 2067 nucleotides long. Its product is annotated as beta-1 adrenergic receptor-like. Gene Ontology annotation, biological process: G protein-coupled adenosine receptor signaling pathway; adenylate cyclase-activating G protein-coupled receptor signaling pathway. Gene Ontology annotation, cellular component: membrane. Bases 426 to 1799 code for a protein of 457 amino acids. Gene Ontology annotation, molecular function: G protein-coupled receptor activity. The transcript is spliced from 3 exons. Lineage: Eukaryota; Metazoa; Arthropoda; Insecta; Diptera; Stratiomyidae. The record is from RefSeq and is a predicted model, not a curated record.